Ochotona curzoniae (black-lipped pika) is the source of this 1265-nucleotide messenger RNA. RefSeq names its product nmrA-like family domain-containing protein 1. NCBI's taxonomy places the organism in Eukaryota, Metazoa, Chordata, Mammalia, Lagomorpha, Ochotonidae. The coding region runs from base 1 to 900 and encodes 299 amino acids. The transcript is spliced from 5 exons. The record is from RefSeq and is a predicted model, not a curated record.
AUGGCCAGCAAGAAAGUGAUUGCUGUGUUUGGAGCAACAGGUGCUCAGGGGGGGCCUGUGGUCAGGGCACUUUUGGACGCCAAACAUUUUGCAGUGAGGGCAUUGACCAGAGACGUGACUAAACCCAGUGCCCUGGCGCUCAAGGAUCUUGGUGCUGAGGUGGUGAAAUGUGACCUGGAUGACGAAGCAUCUUUAGUGGCAGCUUUAAAAGGUGUCUAUGGAGCCUUCCUGGUGACCAACUUUUGGGAAUAUCUCGACCAAGAGAGGGAAGUGCGUCAGGGGAAGCUGAUGGCAGAUGUGGCCAAGCGCUUUGGUCUGAAGCACGUGGUGUUCAGCAGCCUGGAGUACAUCCAUAAGCUAACUGGGGGAAAAUUGACUGCGCCACACUUUGAUGGCAAAGGAGAGGUGGAGGAGUACUUCAGGUCCAUUGGAGUCCCCAUGACCAGCAUCCGCGUGCCAUUCUACUUUGAGAAUUUUCAUGGUGGUUUGAAACCUGCCAAAGCCUCUGAUGGAGAUUGCUACACCUUGGAGCUGCCCAUGGAGGAUUCACCACUGCCCGCCAUCUCCGUUGCUGACAUUGGAGUCAUCAUCUCUAACAUCUUUAAUUCUCCAGAAGAGUUCAUCGGCAAGGCCAUGAACCUCGGUGCAGAAGCACUAACAAUGCAGCAAUAUGCUGAGAUUUUAUCCAAGGGUUUGGGGAAAGAUAUCCGACAUUCAAAGAUCACUCCAGAAGCUUAUGAGAAGCUGAACAUCCCUCAAGCGAAGGGGAUAGCCAACGUGUGUCGUUACUGGCAGAAGAACCCAGAACGCGAUGUCGAGCUCACCUACCGACUAAACCCCAAAGUCAGAAGAUUCCAACAGUUUGUCUCUGAGAGCGUGAAGGCCUUCAAGGACAUCUAGAAGACCCGCUGUUCGCCUGGGUUCCCCAUCCAUUCUGCAUUCUCUCCCACACUGUUCCUCAUAUGUAAAAUCCAAGAUAUCCCUGUAGCCCUCCCUUUGCUAGGAAACUCUGCACUAGAGACCUGGGGCAGUCAUUUGUCUCAAGUAUCUUUUCAGCCAUUGAUAUGUUCACCUGUUAGGUGACACAAGAAGCCUCACACUGAUGCCACUUUUGUAGCUCUCUCUCUCUCCCUCUGCAGCCCAGUGACCCAUCACUCUCCAAGGCUCUGGCUUGGGAGGAUAGUGGAGCUCCUUCCUAACACAGCAUAAGCCCACUCAGGUUUUCCUGUGGAAGUUAGCUCAAGACUCAGGGAGCUCCAUUUCCU